This is a messenger RNA of Seminavis robusta, 2091 nucleotides long. Lineage: Eukaryota; Bacillariophyta; Bacillariophyceae; Naviculales; Naviculaceae. The record is from the annotation of a GenBank genome assembly.
AUGUAUCCUUCCUUGAGACAAAUUGACGGUUCUUCAGUGAAAGCUGACGGGACCGCCGAAGCAACCGUUGUCAAAAUCUCAGCAGCAACAACGACAGAGGAGAAGGCAAAGCUUGCAAAUGCAGCAAGCAUGCCUAGUCCCGCCACCAGCCAUGGCCGUAAGCGCUGUUCUGCUGGGAGAGAUCGAGCAGGAUUAGCAGCUCAGCCAACCUGGGAAGACUAUAAACUGGUCACGGGACACCAUCCAGUUCUAUCCGAAAUGCUACGCACCUCCAGGCAGGAUUCAAGAGAUCACGACGUCGUGCGUGAUCUUCCAGAACUGGCAAAAGACGACGACGUGACAGAUCCCCUAGAACUGCCAAAAGACACUGCGACUUUUGCCCCAUCCAGGAAUAACCAAGCACCAGAACCACCGUCGACACAAGCGGGUGCCUACUCGGAAACACCUGGUCAAAAUGCUGUUCGUCUAGAAAAGACUCGUGUGUAUCGGAACAUGACUCCUCAUAAUCCAACAAGUGUUGACAUCCUCGAGACAGAUACGCCAGCUGAACAAGCCAGCGUUCACGACGACGUUGAUUUGGAAGAAGGAAUGUCUGUGUCGCAAAGAGAUAGAGAGAUGUACAGUCAAGGGUCCGUCACACAGGAAGCAGCCGACCGGGACUUGUUGGAGGCCAUACCAGUGGCUGACAAUGAUGCUACGGUCAGCCAAGAGCUUGGCAUAGCAACACCCAUGCAAUCAACAGAGGGCGAGCGGUUGGAGCUGCAAAAACGUCACUUGCUUCUGCGAACUUCUGUAACUGUUUUCGUGAUGCUUUUGGCAGUUGUGGGGAUCACCCUCAUCAUACUACACAGUGUUCUUGGGAGGGAGGAAGAGAACCCAACACGGGCACCAGAACAAGAUGCUGCCAAUGCAACCGAAUCUACAACACGGUUGGUAAAAGGUUUGCCUGAUUACUCUGUGGAGGCCAUCCUCAAGGAUUCAACUUCCCCCCAAGCUCGAGCCAAUCAGUGGCUGCUGAAUGAUCCGUCCCUUCACAACUACACCAAAAACCGUAUCAUCCAACGCUUUGCCCUGGCAACUCUCUUCUACUCGACCAAUCCUCCCCACCUGUACGAAGAUUUGGCACCCUCACUAUCGAUGACCUCCUCCUGGUCUCAAGAUCGGAACUGGUUGUCGUAUGACCACCAUGAGUGUGAAUGGUUCGGUCGUACUCAGUUUCACUGGUACCAACAAACGAUCGACCUCCCGGUCACCAUAGACAAACCGUGCACGGAUGACGGAGCACACCACGCGCUGUGGCUGUCCGACAACAACUUGAUCGGGUCAUUACCUCUGGAAAUCUUCGGCCUGUCUACUCUCAACAGUAUUGAUGUGCAAAGAAAUCCUCUACUGGGCGGAAGCAUUCCUUCUCAAAUCGGCCUUCUGUCCAGUCUAUCCCUCUUUUCCUGUGCAAACUCGUCCAUGACGGGGACACUCCCAACAGAGCUUGGUCUACUAACCGAUGCAAAGCAAGUUGCUCUGCAUGUCAUGUUUACAACAAUAUCUGGCCGCUUGCCUUCCGAGCUCGGGUCCGUGAGCAAUCUGGAGAGGGUCAUGCUGGGUUACAACCAAAUCACAGGUAGUAUCCCCAGUGAGAUUGGCAGGGCGACGGCGAUUCGCACAUUGAAUCUGGCUGGCAACAGGCUAUCUGGGAGCCUCCCGACUGAACUUGCCCAACUCUCCGUUCUUCGCUACCUCUGGCUGCAAGACAAUCAAAUCUCUGGGAGUCUCGCCACCGAGUUAGGAAGGUUAUCAUCAGCUUGGAGCAUCACUUUGCAGAAUAAUUUGUUAUCGGGUCCUCUUCCAUCAGAGCUGGGUAAUCUAGAAAAGCUCUUUGAGCUGAGACUGAGAGGGAAUGAUCUGGCAGGAAGCAUACCAGAAUCCUGGACCAAUCUUGUUGGUUUCAAUGGUUCUUUGCAAGAACUGGAUAUCACAGAUACUCUCCUGACUGGAAGAUUCGAAGAAGAGUGGUGUGCUUUGAAUGGCGGCUUUGUAUUUGAUUGCGUUCCAAGCAUGCUUUGUGGCUGUGGAGAGUGCCAAUGUAGUGAUUGA